CAUCGUAGCACCUCCGUUGCAGUGCUCUUUAGAUUAGAUCCUUUAUCUUCCAAAUCUAAGCAUCCUAACCUCUGAAGAAGUGUACGCAGCACGCCACCGGAACCCGCACACAGAUUAGCGUAUACAUUGCUCAAAAAGCGACCCAACAUCUUUCUCCUGCUGUCUUUUUCCAGCAACAGCUUCAUUUCGGAGUUUCGUCGAACACCUCUCCUGCAAUCUGGCUCAGCUCCCUUGCUGCUCAAUUUGAGAAACCCUAAUCUCCCCUCCCGAAAUUCGAAAAUGGCGUACGUGGACCACGCCUUCUCGAUCACGGACGAGGACAUUAUGAUGGGUACUUCGUACACCGUCAACAAUCGGCCUCCUAUUAAGGAGAUCGCGCUCGCCGUGGCACUUCUCGUCUUCGGCACUCUUGGCAUCGUUCUCGGCAUUUUCAUGGCCUACAACCGUGUCGGCGGUGACCGAGCUCACGGAUCAUUCUUUGCGAUUCUUGGAGCGAUCUUGUUUAUUCCGGGCUUUUACUACACGCGGAUUGCUUACUAUGCUUACAAAGGUUACAAAGGCUUCUCUUUCUCCAACAUUCCGCCAGUUUAGCCCAUCUUCGUAUUUCCCUCACCGACAUUGUGGGGCUGAGUCCAUAUUCGGGUAAUGUUGAGCUUAUUACAGACUAUUAUGAAGCUGGACUUGGAUCGAUUCAAUUUUAUCUCAGGUCUAGCUGUUGUUUGAGAAAAGCUUGUAGACAUUAGCUUUGUUAGUGUACUACUACGGUAACUUGAACGGGGAAAGUCAACUUCAAUUGAGUUCUAGGAAAAGUUUCUCGUUUCACUCAUUUAAGAAAAGAAAAAGAAAAAAUGGCAAAUGUUGCCCCUUUACGAGUAGGUUAUGUGAUUAGGUCCAUAGUUUGAUAUUUAUUUUUGAUUUUGGAUCAGUGCUGUUGGAUUUUAGGCCUCAAAAAUUGUAAAGUUUAGUAUAAGGAUAUCUGAACUUAUGCUUGGUGAGUUGGUGUCAUUGACGUGAUUGCAGUACAUAUUCAUGUAUAUGUAUGAUGUUCGUUCCUUUGUAUUACCUCUCUAAGAACUAUACCAAAGACCUUUUUUUUCUUCAACUCGUAUUAUGUAUUUCUCUC
Humulus lupulus (European hop) is the source of this 1123-nucleotide messenger RNA. RefSeq lists its product as uncharacterized. The transcript has 3 exons. Lineage: Eukaryota; Viridiplantae; Streptophyta; Magnoliopsida; Rosales; Cannabaceae. Bases 280 to 591 code for a protein of 103 amino acids. The record is from RefSeq and is a predicted model, not a curated record. Gene Ontology annotation, cellular component: endomembrane system.